CUUUUUCAAAUUUCCGGAGCAGCACAAACACGCAGGUUUGAUCUUCGAUCGCGAUAGAGAUGGCGGAAGGAGAAGGAAGUACAGAGGAGAAGUACGACGUAGACAUCGCGGCCCCCGCUUCUUCACUCGGCGGCGCCGGCGUCUUCCAUAUCGUCAAUGACAUUAUCGGUUUCGUCCUCUAUAUGUACCAGCAGAUCCCUUCGGUGUUGCAAGACAUGAGUCUUGACUUUGAUGGACUGCAAACAGAGUUUACUGAUUUGGAGGCGCAUCUUACACAACCAGAUGUGAAGCCGCUGGUCAGGAGAAAACUCAUGAGUAGAAAAAGAGAGGUUAAGCUUGAAAUAAAGAAACUGCAGAAACUGAUGACCACCAUCUCUAGUCUCCGAAGCGCUCUCCAGUUAUUGAUCCGUGAAGCUCCUCACAUUCACAGAGUUGUGUUGAUUCUUGGUGCUAGUCCUUUACGGCCUCAUAAAGCUUAUGAGUUGUUAUUCACACACGGUGGUAAUGUUUUGAGCUUUGAAGGUGACUUUUCCAAAAGCAAAGCUACAGAAGCACUUUCGAAAAAGACUAUCCGAUCACUGAUCUCGACGGGUGCUGGAUCAACUUCGUGCCCAGGUCCAAUGAGGCUCUUCAUAUUGGUACAAGCUCCACCUUCUUUAAAUCUUCCUCAACAUUUCCUUCCUAAACGUGACUUUAGAUACAACAGAAAGUUUGUGCCUCUCAAGUUGCGGUUCAAAUGCAAAACUCAAGAUAACGAGACAAGUUCUCCGUUCAACUCUGGCACAAAUGAUCCAAUAUGGUUUCAGUGCCGACAUGUGAUAAAGGGCUUAGCUUUCCAGCAACCAGUUGACGAAUAAUAUGACUUAAAAGAGUUUUUGUUUCUGUCUAUUGCAACUACUCUGUAUCACUUACUCGUCUUCUGAUCCAGUACUCGUUUAGGGUUUAUUCACACAUUUCUAGACUUGUCUGUUACAUUUAAGAAAGAAACCAAAAAU
Messenger RNA from Eruca vesicaria subsp. sativa (arugula), 995 nucleotides. The record is from the annotation of a GenBank genome assembly. Lineage: Eukaryota; Viridiplantae; Streptophyta; Magnoliopsida; Brassicales; Brassicaceae.